Molecule: messenger RNA, 1929 nt
Organism: Prunus armeniaca (apricot)
Lineage: Eukaryota; Viridiplantae; Streptophyta; Magnoliopsida; Rosales; Rosaceae
Source: the annotation of a GenBank genome assembly
AUGGGUCAUCAUCUUCACCUCCACAACACCAGCGAUGGCGUCUCUCAGCGAGUCAACAGCCCGAGGUUUUCGGGUCCAAUGACUCGCCGAGCUCACUCGUUCAAGCGCAACCCCAACACCAGCGCCAACAAUGGCAGCUCUCAUAGCAAUAGUAACAGUAAUAACAGCAGCGGCAAUGUUGGGUUUGGUAGUGGAGAGUACGAAAUUGACCUCCUGCUGAACUCACCCAGAUCUGAAAUUGGUGGGAACUCGGUUCCGGGUGAUGGGUUUGACUCGGUUUUGGAAAGGAAGCAGACCCACCAUGUGAGCCAGAGAGUUGCUGUGAGGGGCUUUCUGAGGAAGCCUAUUGGAUCUGUGGUGGUGGACUUGGGCUUGAGGGAGAAGAAGCAGCUUGGCCAUUGGAUGUUCUUUGCCUUUUGUGGGGUGUGCUUGUUUCUUGGUAUUCUAAAGAUUUGUGCUACUGGGUGGUUUGGAUCUGCUAUUGAAAGUUCUAGGUCCAAUCAGGAUGGUUCUGACCCCAUCACUCUUAUGAAUCGGAUGGAUCAAAGCUCUCAUGAUUAUGGACAUAGGGAUGGAGGAAGUGAUCUUGAACGAACUCUAAUGAUGGCGUCUGGUGUGAACCGUGUGGUUGGUGAAGAGAACAGCGUUGAAUACACAGGUAUCUGGUCCCGACCCAACAGUGAGAAUUUCAGUCAGUGCAUUGAAUUGCCAAAAAUUCACAAAAAGCUAGAUGCAAAGACCAACGGUUACCUUCUUAUAAAUGCCAACGGCGGCUUGAAUCAGAUGAGAUUUGGGAUUUGUGAUAUGGUUGCUGUUGCUAAGAUUAUGAAGGCAACACUUGUCCUACCUUCACUCGAUCACACCUCCUACUGGGCUGAUGACAGUGGUUUUAAAGAUCUGUUUGAUUGGCAACACUUCAUUGAGACGCUGAAGGAUGAUAUCCACAUAGUUGAGACAUUACCCCCUGCCUAUGCUGGAAUCGAGCCUUUCAACAAAACACCAAUAUCUUGGUCUAAGGCUAGUUAUUAUAAGUCAGAGGUCCUCCCACUGUUGAAGCAGCACAAAGUUAUCUAUUUCACUCAUACUGAUUCUCGGAUUUCCAACAAUGGCAUCCCAAGUUCCAUUCAAAGGCUGAGGUGUCGCGUGAAUUACAGGGCAUUGAAAUAUUCAGCUCCAAUAGAAGAGCUUGGAAAAACCUUAGUUUCUAGAAUGCGGCAGAAUGGAGGCCCUUAUCUUGCUCUCCAUUUGAGGUAUGAGAAGGAUAUGCUUGCAUUUACGGGCUGCAGUCAUAGUUUGACAGCAGAAGAGGAUGAUGAACUACGGAGAAUGCGCUAUGAAGUCAGUCACUGGAAGGAGAAAGAGAUUAAUGGGACAGAGAGAAGGUUGCUUGGGGGAUGCCCAUUGACCCCUAGGGAGACUUCACUUCUGCUCAGGGGGCUGGGUUUCCCAUCCAACACCAGGAUUUACUUGGUAGCUGGUGAAGCUUAUGGGAAUGGAAGUAUGCAAUAUCUUGAGGAUGACUUCCCCCACAUCUUCUCCCAUUCCACUCUCGCGACAGAAGAAGAGCUGAGUCCAUACAAGAAUCAUCAGAACAUGUUGGCUGGCAUAGACUAUGUUGUUGCUUUACAGAGUGAUGUUUUUCUAUAUACAUAUGAUGGAAACAUGGCAAAAGCUGUGCAAGGUCAUAGGCGCUUUGAGAACUUUAAGAAGACCAUCAAUCCAGACAGGAUGAAUUUUGUAAAACUUGUUGAUGAGUUUGAUGAAGGAAAAAUCUCUUGGAAGAAAUUUAGUUCGAAAGUGAAAAAGCUUCACAUAGACAGAGUUGGAGCUCCAUAUUUGAGGGAGCCAGGAGAGUUUCCGAAGUUGGAGGAAAGCUUUUAUGCAAAUCCUUUUCCAGGCUGUAUUUGUGACUCAAGAUGGAAAAAGUAG